GAAAAAAGCGGAACCAUUGCUGGAGCUUGAAGAUCUUACCGGACAAUAUUUAACGUGGCACGCUGUCAUAACUACAAAUCGAGGGGCUGUAAAGCUCUUUGUGGGAGCAAAGUUGUCAAUCCGAGUUAGGCUUACAAAAUGGAGGAGGAGGAUGAUUGUCCAGAGUUGGUGCCCAUUGACAGCCAGCCUGGUCCCCCAGCUCGGCAGAUCCCCGUCACCAUCAUCACCGGCUACCUGGGUGCCGGGAAAACCACACUGCUGAAUUAUAUCUUGACGGAACAACACAAUAAGCGGAUUGCUGUCAUUCUCAAUGAGUUUGGAGAAGGGAGCGCGCUUGAGAAGUCGCUGGCAGUGAGUCAGGCAGGGGAGCUGUAUGAGGAGUGGCUGGAGCUGAGAAAUGGCUGCCUUUGCUGCUCUGUCAAGGACAACGGGCUCAAAGCCAUUGAAAACCUGAUGGAGAAGAAAGGGAAGUUUGACUACAUCCUUUUAGAAACAACAGGACUUGCUGAUCCAGGAGCUGUGGCCUCCAUGUUUUGGGUCGAUGCAGAGCUCGGCAGUGAUGUCUACUUAGAUGGGAUUGUGACUGUCAUUGAUGCCAAAUAUGGGCUUCAGCAACUAAAAGAGGAAAAAACAGAAGGACUUGUCAAUGAAGCAUCCAGACAGGUUGCUCUUGCUGACCUCACCAUUAUCAAUAAGACAGAUCUGGUGGAGGAGGAGGAACUGAACCAAGUUCGAGACACUGUCAGGUCUAUAAAUGGUCUUGUUAAGAUUUUAGAGACCCAGAGAUCAAGAGUGGAUCUCUGUGACGUUCUGGAUCUGCAUUCAUUUGACUGUCAGGACGGAGCAAAACUCACUGAGAAGCUCCAGCUUGUGAAACCGACCAGACCACAUCUGGACAAGCACAUCGUUUCCUGCAGGAUAAAGGGGAAUGCGCUCUCAGAGCCCUGCAUUACCCCGGGGCUUCAACACUUCAGUGAAAACUCCUGCCCUGCUGUACUUUUUGUGUUGCAAUCAACUUGAUGCGUUUGAUGUUUUUGUGUUAGAUUACAAAUGGAGUCAAUCUGAGCUAAAAACAACCUAAACACUGUAGGACCUUUGCUCUAGACUAGCAAGAACUCCCCGGCCACAUUAAACUUUUUUAGAUAUUUGUAACUUUGAAACCACAAAUUUCAAUCUCUGCAGCAAGAUAUUGCAUUAUUUUUUCCCAGUGGGGAUGGUUUAUUUUACAUAAAACAGAAUAGAAAUUUAUGUAUUGUGCCACAAUGGGGAAAUUCUACUUCAGCAAAGUGAUAAGUGAUCAAAGUAAGUAGGUUCACACAAAGAUAGAAUAUAAAAUUUGUAACAACAAAAUAAAGGAUGAAAUGCUGCACAAUGAGGUCAAAAUUUCAACACAAAUAUUAUAUAGUUAUUAAAGAAUAGCGUAGUCCAAAUGUGCAACUGGGUAGGUACAUUUCUUAAAAAUAGUUGAGAAUGUGCAUGUAUUUUUGAGUUUUAAAAAACAAAAGAACUUUUACAUAAAGUGACUGUG
This is a messenger RNA of Xiphophorus hellerii (green swordtail), 1528 nucleotides long. It is a transcript of the gene zng1a, whose product is annotated as COBW domain containing. Lineage: Eukaryota; Metazoa; Chordata; Actinopteri; Cyprinodontiformes; Poeciliidae. The transcript has 13 exons. The record is from RefSeq and is a predicted model, not a curated record. Bases 139 to 1020 code for a protein of 293 amino acids. Gene Ontology annotation, cellular component: cytoplasm.